This is a messenger RNA of Eruca vesicaria subsp. sativa (arugula), 683 nucleotides long. The record is from the annotation of a GenBank genome assembly. Lineage: Eukaryota; Viridiplantae; Streptophyta; Magnoliopsida; Brassicales; Brassicaceae.
GUUGGCGCGAACCCGACUCAAAAUCAGUCAACGUGGCCAAAUUUAAACGGGUCGUUUCGGAAAUAUAUUCCAAAACCACUUGAUUUCUGAGCCCACGACGAUGGAGGCGUCUUCUUCUUCUCUGUGUCUGGUUCCAUCUUUGUGGACCGUUGGAUCAGAACCUCGUCAGAAGAAAUCGACGGUUAGUUUAGUUUCUCGGGGAAGAAGCAACGGUUUGAUGAUCAGUAACCGACGGCUCAAAACGCCGUCAGCUCUAGGUGAACUCGCUGACACGGUGGCGGAGACAGGCAAAUCGGAGAUUACGUGGCAAAUCAUAGUUGGAGCUGUCGCUGGAGUCACACCUUUCGUUGUUGCAGGUGUCGAAUUCAGCAAAAGAAUAAUUGAACAGAAGAGAUGUGAAGAAUGCAGAGGAACAGGACUUGUUUUUAGAGACAAGAAGUACUUUCGUUGUCCGGGAUGUGGUGGGUUUCUUCCAUGGCAGUCAUGGAGAAGAUUCUUUACAGGCUGAUGAUCUCUGCAUAUAUGAAAGCUAAGGGGAUAGAGAAAGAGGUUCUCUGUUACGAUUAAAUGAUCUUGUGUAUAUUUACAACUCGUUCUCCUGAUUUUCUUUUCUUACAAAUCAAACAAAUAUGGUGGGGGAUAAAUUAAAAUCAAGACCAAUAUUUCCCUCUCUCUAUAUCCUA